AUGACCGUGAUGGUGAUGGAAUUUGAUAAUCAAGUUGUAAUUUCUUAUUGAUUUUUAUUAUAAACUAGUAGUCGAAUUUAUAUAUCUUUGUGUUCCCAAACACAACACUGAACAGAGUGUUUUAUAAAUAUGUAGAGUGUUUUGGUGUUUCGUUGUUGCCUAGUCGUUAGCAAAUAAAAUCAGGAUGUCGCUGCCUGGGAAUGGAAUAUUCGUGGUCCAGGGUGAGAUGGCCAUGCUGGUCACUGCCAUGCGACGCAGUACACGAUGGGGCUCCCACUCCUUCCCUAAUGAAGAGUACGACGUCCUCAUGAGAACCUUCCAGGAUCUAAAGACAAUAUUGAACCAAGUAGAGGAUUUACGACUUCUUGAUCCACCGACGUAUUUGAGCCCCUUUCUGGAGGUAAUACGGAGUAAAGAGACGACGGGGCCAGUCACAAGCCUUGCUCUUUCAGCCAUACACAAAUUUUUAUCAUAUGGACUUAUAGAUCCAACACAUCCAAGUGUACCGGCCACAGUGGAGGAUAUUGCAGAUGCAGUCACUCAUGCUAGGUUUGUUGGCACUGACCACUCUUCUGACGGUGUUGUGCUUAUGAAGAUUUUACAAGUUCUCCGCACUCUUAUGUUAAGUCCAGAGGGUGCCAUGUUGACAGAUGAGAGUGUCUGCGAGAUAAUGCUCAGCUGCUUUAGAAUAUGUUUUGAAACCAGACUAACAGAGUUACUCCGGCGCAAUGCGGAGCAGUGCCUGCGGGAUAUGACGCAACUGAUCUUCAUGCGGCUGCCGCAGUUCCCGCCGGAGGACACCGGCGCGAACUUCGCCACGCUCAGCCUCUCGCUCAAGAAACGAGACAAGUCCACCAAGAAGAAAUCUAUGAGUACUGCACAUAGUACAAACUCGCUGGACAGAAAGUCAUCACUGACUGACAGAGCUACCUCUCCCACUGUUGAGAACAUAGACAACGAUUCAAAAGUCGACGCUACUCAUAGACAGAACCAAGAUAAGAAUCUAAUGAACGAAGCGGAAAUAACGAUAGAGCCUGUGGAGCAGCAGGUGAAGAGUCCGAGCAAGAAGCACGCGAGGCACUCCUCCAUGGACCUGGCGCACGGGAACCCCUCCAUCUCCCAGCUGCUGGAGAAGUGCGUCAGCAACACUGACACACAGGACUCGCAGCUCGAAGACGACACAAAGUGUGAACUUGCUGAAGAGACCAAAGACGAUCUCCCGCAAGCCGAGGAGGAGGAGGUGAAAGAUGAGACACAAAAGGAGGUGGAAGAGAAGCUGGAGGAGUACGUGAACCACCGCGGCAUCAGGUUCACACCGCAGGAGGAGACGCCCAACUUGCAGCCGUACGGCCUCGUCUGUGUCAGAGAACUAUUUAGGUUCGUGAUAUCAUUGUGCAAUCCUCUGGAGGGUCAGAACACCUCCGCCAUGGUGCAGCUGGGGCUGGCGCUGGUGGGCACCGCGCUGGAGGUGGCCGCAGACCAGCUGCCGAGAUACCCAGCGCUGCUGCAUCUCGUGCGCGACCCUCUCUGCAGGAACCUGCUCAGCUUAUUAGACACGGAAAGGAUAACAAUAUUUGCACUGGACUUGCAAGUGUCCUUUUUAUUAUUCGAGUCGUUAAGAUAUCAUCUUAAAUUUCAAAUGGAGGCCUUCUUCAAGAAGAUUAUCGAAAUAAUAUCCGCAGAUACUUCCAAAUCUAUCUACGAGUUAAAAGAAAUACAUCAUCUGGCGUUAGAAAGUCUAGCUCAGAUGUUCAGGAUACCUGGCUUUUGCGCAGAAUUAUAUCUAAAUUACGACUGUGAUAUAUACUGCAUGAAUGUAUUUGAAGAAAUAACUAAAUUGUUAUCUAAAAAUGUGGUAUCGUCCACAGCUUACAAUAUACAUUCUUUAUCACUGGAAGCUCUGAUGACGAUAAUAGAGGCUAUAGAAAUGGGAACUAGUCAAAAAAUGGAGAAGAGUGAGAUAGAGAUUGUUGAGGAGGAGAAAGGAGUUGAAGUGUUUGGUAGAGGCGGGCAGGUGUCAUUGGAGUUGGGUGGCAUGGACGAUGUGUCAGUGGUGAGUGACCAUGUGACACAUGACAUCAGUCAGUACGUAACAAGCGCUCGCAUCGCACGACACAAGCCCACUGGUAAACUACCAACUGAAGCUGAACUUGAUAAUAUUAAAAAUAUGAAAAAGUGGGUGACGCAGGGCACGGAGCUGUUCAACCAGAAGCCGGAGCGAGGGGUGGAGUUCCUGCAGGAGCACGGCGUGCUGGCCACACCCCUCGACCCUCACCAGGUCGCGCUCUUCCUCAGAGAGAACCCCGACUUGGAUAAAAAGAUGAUCGGCGAGUACAUCUGCAAGCGGUCGUCGCGGGGUGAGGAGGGGUCGGGGGUGGGCGAGGGCGUGUCAGGGGGCGUGUCAGUGCUGUCGGCGUUCGCGGACAGCUUCGACUACCGCGGACAGCGCAUCGACAUCGCGCUGCGCCAGUACCUGGAGACCUUCCGGCUGCCCGGGGAGGCGCCGCUCAUCUUCUUGGUCAUGGAGAAGUUCGCGGAGAGGUGGCAUACGACAAACGGGUCGCCGUUCGCGAACACGGACGCGGCGUUCCGUUUGGCGUACGCCAUCAUCAUGCUGAACAUGGACCAGCACAACCACAACGCCAAGAAGCUGAAUGUGCCAAUGACGGCGGAGGACUUCGUGCGCAACCUUCGCGGCUGCAACGGCACCGGAGACUUCGACCAGCCCAUGCUAGAAGCCAUCUUCAACUCUAUCAAGAACGAGGAGAUGGUGAUGCCGGCGGAGCGCGUGGGUCUAGUGCGCGAGGCGUACCUGUGGCGUGUGCUGCAGCGGCGCGCGCGAGGUCCUGCCGCCGCAUACCGCGCACCCCCCCUACCUCACCACCAUGCGCGUCUGCUGCCUCUGCUCUGCCCCCCUGCGAUAUCGGCAUUGUCAGCGGCAUACGAGCGCGCGCCGCAGCCGAGUGCGGAGGAGGUGGGCGGGGCCGGUGCGGGCGGUGGGCGGGGCGAGUGCGUGUCGCUGGCGGCGCUGGGCGGGCUGGAGCGCGUGGCGGCGCUGCUGGCGCGUCUGCAGCCCGACACAGUGCCGCUGGACACGCUACUGCUCACACUGUGCAAGUUCAGCGGACUGCUGGCGCCCCCGCACGCUGGUUACAUCGCUAUUGGCGUAUCUCUAGGUCAGUCUAUGAAGGCGCAGCUGGCGCUGAGACGCGCAUGCACAGUGGCGGCUAGACAUGCUGACUGUGUGCGCGACGCCUGGCGACAUCUGCUGGAGAUACUGCAAACUCUGUACAUUGGACGACUUCUGCCCAAGUGCUUAGUUGAGGCGGAGGACUACCUGGCUCCGGGCGGUACUGUGUCCCUCAUCCGCGAUACGGCGCGCGGCUCCGACUCCGGUCUGCUCUCCAGUAUCUACUCCUACAUCGCACUGGGAGAGACAGGAAUGCGGGCCCCCACCCCCCAUGAGAAGGCCCUCAUUGACGUGGCGACAGAUUGCGUGGCCAAGUGCAACUUCCCCGGUCUGCUCAUCACUGAAACUAAAUUCUUGCAGCUGGAAAGCUUACAAGAGCUAGUGAGAGCCAUGGUGACUGCCGGCACACCGCCGGACCCUGAAAGUUUACAGUUAAAUCCUCAUUUAGAAGACAUCACUAUCUUCUUUCUGGAACUACUUGGAAAAACACUUAUACAAAAUAGAGACCGGCUGGCGAGCGUGUGGGGGGAGGCGAGCGCGCACGUGGAGCGCGUGGUGUGGUGGGCGAGCGCGCGCGGCGCACAGCCGCUCACCCGCGCACUCACUGCGCUACUGCGCACCUCCGCGCGCCUCAUGCGCUGCGAGCUGUGCGCGCCCGCAGUGCUGCACCACCUCGCCCUGCUCUUCCACCUCCCAUACAAGCUAUUCUACCAGCAGGCGGAUGUGAUAUCGUGCGGGCUGUACGAGCUGGUGAAGACGUCGGCGCAGAACGUGCACAGCGGCGAGGAGUGGGGGGUGCUGCUGGCGCUGCUGGCGGCCGCGGGCGCCGGCGCCUGGCCGCAGACCUCCCGCACCCGACCCGACGGGGACAGGUGGCCUCCCGCCGCUGGAUCAUCCAGUCGGUCGGAAGCAUCCGAUGAGGAGACAGAGAAGCGACCGACAAGUGUGUCCUCGGAGAGCGAGCUGUCGCACUCGCCCCACACGCAGGGGUGGAUUUUGGUAAAGAAGGAGGCGAGCGCGGAGGGUGCACGGGAGGGCGCGGCCGGGGGUGGUCUGUGGAAUGCGGAGGUGGAGGGUGUGGUGCUGCGCGCGCACCGGGCGAGCGCGCUGGCGAGGUGCGCGGAGGCGCUGGCGCUGGUGGUGCGCGAUGUGGCGCACGUCACGCCGCACAACUGCCGCGCCGCCGUGCGCGCCGUGCGCCUGCUCGCCCGCGCCACGCUGCACCCGCACGGUACGAAGGGUCCCCGUGGAGGUGGAGAGGGCGAGGGCGGAGCUCGUCGCGGGCGAGGGCGGCGCAAGGGCGGAGACUCCAGCGACGAGGAGCUGGACACGCUGGACCAGUACCACAUGGUCAGCAUACAGCUGUUAGACCUGAUGCACACGCUGCACAGUCGUACUGCGCAGAUCUUCAAGUGGUGGCGCGAGGAGGCAGACCAGGGACAUGGAGGUGAAGACUAUGACUUGUGGGAGGUGGCGUGGAAGCCAUUGCUGCAAGGUAUCGCUGAAUUCUGCACUGACAGGCGCCGACAGGUGGCGAACAGUGCGAUAGCGUACCUGCAGCGCGCGCUGCUGGCGCCGGCGCUGGGCGCGCUGGGGGGCGCGGGCUGGGCGGCGUGCUUCGAGCACGUGCUGCUGCCGCUGCUGGACGCGCCCCCACCUCGCCCCGACGCCGCCGCGCGCGCCGACACCGUCAUGUGCAAGGUGUUCCUGCAGCACCUGCAGGCGCUGAGCGCGCGCGCCGGCUUCGGCGCGCUGUGGGCUCGCGUGCUGGGCGUGCAGCGCGCGCUGCUGGCCACGCCGCACGAGCCGCUGCAGGAGGCCGCGCUCGAGUCGCUCAAGAACAUGCUGCUCGUGAUGCACUCCGUCAGGAUAUUCAACACAGGCGACAACUACAACGAGCUGUGGUACCUCACCUGGCAGAUCAUAGGAGAGUUCCUGCCCACACUUAAAGACGAAUUAUUUCCCGAAGUAAAUGACAACACGCGGCCCGCAACCAACCUGCCGAGUCACAUGCAGCCCCCCCUACCGGCCACGUUGCCCACGCUCGUACCCGUCCCCGCCCCCAACCCCGCCGACACGCCCACACACACGUCCCGCCCUCUAAACGUUCAGACAUCCCACGCCCAAUCUCCCAACAUCCUGGUCGCGUCGAUGGCCCACUCGCCCGUCAACCUCAUCCAAACCCCACCCAUGGCCACACCGUCACUGGUGGCGCCGACACCGAUUAAUGUGUCGGCCCCGGCACCGACUGCAGUUAGCGCUGCCCCUCCUGCAGUACCAGCAGUCGGCAGCGCGGCACCUCCGUGUGCGCCCCUCGGCGGCCUGGUGCCGAUCCGGAACCCGCUGUAUGACCAGACGGGGCUCACAUCCUCUGUGCUAUUGCAGCCUUUGAACGAGAUGAUUUCAACUCCAAUCGGCAUAUCUAUACAAACACAACCACCUGUGUUGUACCCGAGGUCCGCUGAUCCAGCUCCACCACAGCAGAGCGCAAACCAAAACGAACCUUAUACAAUCGCCAUAGAGUCCACAAUUACGGACACUGAAGUUAGUAAUCCAAUAAGUGACACCCAACAGAGUGAGUUGUACGCAGAGUAUUUAUCCAAUCCCUACAACGAAGCUAAUGAGAUAACAGUGAAAGAUUUUAAUCCUGAAGAAAAUCGCUACUUGCCCGGCUCGAAGGACCAAGAUCUUCUACAACCAAAGCCCUACGAGACUGCGCCUGCGCAACAGAAAUCCUUCAGCGCGAACACUACGCCCAGUCACAGCGGUAAUCUAGCUCAAUUCUUAUCCACAGAGAAUUUAAGGAAGGAAUCCAGUAUUUUCAAUUUCUCUAAUUAUUUUGGGUCCGGGAACGAUCUGACUAACCCGGGCUCGGACCUAUUUGACACAUUGACUGCGGCACAGGAGGGAUAGCACAGAUGACAAAUAUUGUUCAAUUGCGAAUUAUUUUUAAAUUCAUGUGCGAAAUGUUUAAUUCUGAUGGCCGUUUAUAUUGUUUUAUUAGUUCUUCCACGUUAUAUUAAUAUAUUUAAUCUUUGGUGAAGUAUUUUUU
Molecule: messenger RNA, 6242 nt
Organism: Papilio machaon (common yellow swallowtail)
Lineage: Eukaryota; Metazoa; Arthropoda; Insecta; Lepidoptera; Papilionidae
Gene: garz
Product: Golgi-specific brefeldin A-resistance guanine nucleotide exchange factor 1
Exons: 30
Coding region: 185-6103 (1972 amino acids)
Biological process (GO): regulation of ARF protein signal transduction
Molecular function (GO): guanyl-nucleotide exchange factor activity
Source: RefSeq, a predicted model, not a curated record